AUGGUCCGUAGACGAACUGCAUCGCCAAGGCCUUCGGGUCCCGUCCGACGAGCAUCACCACCGCCGUCGGCCAUGCGUGCUGCUCCACCUCCUGCACCCAUGUCAUCGAUGCCAGCUAGAUCAGGUGCUCCUAUGGGAGCACCGAUGGGCGCUCCGAUGGGCGCCCCUUCGCAAGGACCAGGCUUGAUGGCACAAAUGGCGGCCACAGCCGGAGGUGUCGCCAUUGGCAGCGCUGUGGGUCACACUGUUGGUCACAUGCUUACUGGCGGAGGAGGCUCGUCUGCAGCAGAAGCCGCACCAGUUCAAGCUGGUGGUCAUGAGGCUCCACAACAGCAAGCCUAUUCUAAUCCUUGCGAAUUCGAGUGGAAACAAUUCAUUGAUUGCACUCAAAAUCAGUCCGAUGUUUCACUCUGCAAUGGAUUCAAUGAGGCGUUCAAGCAGUGCAAAGCCCGUUAUGUUUAG
Messenger RNA from Ostertagia ostertagi, 462 nucleotides. Lineage: Eukaryota; Metazoa; Nematoda; Chromadorea; Rhabditida; Trichostrongylidae. The record is from the annotation of a GenBank genome assembly.